Eutrema salsugineum is the source of this 1953-nucleotide messenger RNA. RefSeq lists its product as uncharacterized. Gene Ontology annotation, cellular component: plasma membrane. Bases 124 to 1677 code for a protein of 517 amino acids. The transcript has 19 exons. The record is from RefSeq and is a predicted model, not a curated record. Lineage: Eukaryota; Viridiplantae; Streptophyta; Magnoliopsida; Brassicales; Brassicaceae.
AAAUAUUGUUGAUGAGUGAUGACUUCUGAUAGAUUGAUAGAGAAACACAGCAACGCAAACAAAAAUCAAAUCAAACAAAUCCGAUGUCCUUAGAUUCGAGCUUCAUUCGAGGGCUUAAACACGAUGGAUGACAAUCGAAGUUCUGAUCCAGUCAAGAGGCAUGAGAUUGAAAAAGAAACUAGUGCUUCGAGGAAGCUAGAAGAGAAUAAUGCUAAGUUAAUUCAAGAUCCUGAGGAAAUGGCACUUUACUCAAGAGCUAGAUCGCAAGAAGAAGAGAUUCACAAUCUCCAGGAACAAAUUGCUGCUGCUUGUUUGAAGGAUAUGCAGCUGCUCAAUGAGAAGUAUGGGUUAGAGAGAAAAUGUGCCGAUCUCCGUGUGGCAAUUGAUGAGAAGCAAAAUGAAUCUGUUACGUCGGCGUUGAAUGAAUUGGCUCGUCGAAAAGGUGAUCUCGAAGAAAAUUUGAAGUUGGCUCAUGAUUUAAAGGUUACAGAAGACGAGCGGUAUAUUUUCAUGACGUCCUUACUUGGUUUAUUAGCUGAGUAUGGCGUUUGGCCCCGUGUUGCAAAUGCUACUGCUAUAUCCAGCGGCAUAAAGCACUUGCAUGAUCAGCUGCAAUGGAAGAUUAAAGCUUGCAAUGAUAGGAUUAGGGAAUUAUCAUCGGUUGUGGAAACUCAAUCUGGAACAGAUUUUAUUAGUAAAGACAACCAUGAUCCCAGAAUUUCCAAAGGUCAAGCUUCUUAUGGAUCCACGGAUCAUGGUAAUGAUUACCGGAUCAAUGAACAACUUUCGCCACCAAUGGACAAUAUCACGAGAAAUCCAUAUCAUAACCUUACGCAAGAGACUGAAAGUCUGAGAUUUAAUAAUCAGAUUGGCGGUGGAUCACAGCAGCCGAGAAGGGAAAGUUUUGGAUAUCCUCUAAGUAGUGUGGCGGGAAAGGAAAUGAUCCGAGAGAGAGAAGAAAAAGCUGAGAGUUCUUCCAUGUUUGAUCCUUAUAACGGGAAUGAAGAAUUCGCUUCUCAUGUUUAUGAAGAGGGACCUGGAAUUGAUGGAUUUCAGAUUAUUGGAGAGGCAAUACCUGGAGAAAAGGUUCUUGGUUGCGGGUUUCCGGUACGAGGAACCACUCUCUGUAUGUUUCAGUGGGUUCGGCAUCUUGAAGAUGGCACGAGGCAAUACAUCGAGGGAGCCACCCAUCCAGAGUAUGUUGUAACCGCGGAUGAUGUAGACAAACUGAUAGCUGUUGAGUGCAUUCCAAUGGAUGAUCAAGGUCGUCAGGGCGAAUUAGUGAGAUUGUUUGCUAAUGAUCAAAACAAGAUUAGAUGUGACACAGAGAUGCAAACAGAAAUCGACACAUAUAUAUCGCGAGGUCAAGCAAGCUUUAAUGUGCAGCUCCUGAUGGAUUCAACAGAGAGUUGGGAACCUGCGACGGUUAUUUUGAAGAGAUCUAGUUACCAGAUUAAAACGAACAACGUAGAAGCUAUGGUGAUCUCAGAGAAAUACUCGAAGGAACUCCUGAUAAAAGUACCGUGUGGAUUCUCAACACAGUUUGUUCUGAUAAGUUAUGAUGGAUCUUCACAUCCUAUAAGUACACUCAAUGUCCGCAUGCGUGAUACGCUAGUCUUGACGAUGAGAAUGCUUCAAAGCAAGGCACUGGACGAACGCAGAAAAGGACGAGUUUGAAGUUGGUGUGACUACAGAACAGAUCCAUUCUCGAGUCCUUCAAUUAAGUUUAAUCAAAUCUGCGAUUUGUUAUUUUAUUUUUAUUAUUGAGUAAUAAUUGUUGUAGCUUUAGCAUUAUUUUGUCGUUUAGCUCUUUGUUUUUCUAAAGUAAAAAAUAAACACUCUUGUAAUAUUGUAAUAGACGGUGACAUUCACUUUGGAGUCGGAAUCUUCUUUUCUUUUUUUUGCCGGUUCUUAUAUAAUAAUAGUAAUGGGAUGAUCUCUUUCCAUUUGAUA